UUGGAAGGGACCCCAAGGAUCAUGUAGUUCCAACCCCCCUGCCUAGCAGGGCCACCAAACAUACACAUUCAGAUCAGGUUGCCCAGGACCCCGUCCAACCUGGCCUUAAACACGUCCAAGGACAGGGCAUCCACAACCUCCCUGGGCAGCCCGUUCCAGGGCCUAACCACUCUCCUAGUAAAGAACUUCCCCCUAACAUCCAACCUAAAUCUUCCCUCCUUCAACUUAAAACCAUUUCCCCUAGUCCUGCUGUUGUCAGCCCUUUUGAAGAGUUUACUCCCCUCCUGGGUGUAGGUUCCCUUCAGGUAUUGAUAGGCUGCAAUGAGGUCACCCCGCAGCCUUCUCUUCUCCAGGCUGAACAAGCCCAACUCCCUCAGCCUGUCCUCAUAGGGGAGGUGCUCCAGCCCCUUGAUCAUCUUAGUCGCCCUCCUCUGGACCCUUUCCAAAAUCUCUAUGUCUUUCUUGUACUGAGGGCUCCACACCUGGACACAGUACUCCAGAUGGGGCCUCACAAGAGCCGUGUAGAGAGGGACAAUCACCUCCCUGUCCCUGCUGGCCACCCCUCUCCUGAUGGAGCCCAGGAUCCCAUUUGCCUUUUGAGCUGCCAGAGUGCACUGCUGGCUCAUAUUCAGUCUCUCGUCCAUCAGGACCCCCAGGUCCUUCUCUGCCGAGCUGCUCUCAAGGACCGCUCCUCCCAGCCUGUACAGGUGCCUGGGGUUCUUCCGGCCCAAAUGCAAAACCUUGCACUUUGCCGUGUUGAACCUCAUCAGGUUCACCCGAGCCCAGCCCUCCAGCCUGUCGAGGUCCCUCUGAAUGGCAUCCCUUCCUUCCACCGUAUCAACCGCACCACUCAGCUUGGUGUCGUCAGCAAACUUGCUGAGGGUGCACUCAAUUCCCUCAUCGAUGUCAUUAAUAAAGAUGUUAAAGAGCACCGGUCCCAAGACAGACCCUUGGGGGACACCACUUGUUACCGGCCUCCACCUGGACAUAGAGCCAUUGACCACCACCCUCUGUCUGCGGCCUUUCAACCAAUUGCUUAUCCAUCGGGUCGUCCACCCAUCAAAUCCACUUCCCUCCAAUUUGGAGAUGAGGAUGUGGUGGGGGACCAUGUCAAAGGCCUUGCUCAGGUCCAGGUAAAUGACAUCGGUCGCCUUCCCUUCGUCCACCAAUGCCGUCACUCCAUCAUAGAAGGCCACAAGAUUAGUUAGGCAUGACCUUCCUUUGGUGAAGCCGUGCUGGCUGUCUCGGAUCACAUGCUCAUUCUUUAUGUGACCGAGCAUGUUGUCCAGGAGGAUCUGUUCCAUGAUCUUCCCAGGCACGGAGGUGAGACUCACCGGCCUGUAGUUCCCCGGGUCCUCCCUGCUCCCCUUCUUGUAUAUGGGAGUGACGUGACCCUUCCUCCAGUCGUCCGGGACCUCACCUGACAGCCACGACUUCUCAAAUAUGAUGGAGAGCGGCUCG
Molecule: messenger RNA, 1461 nt
Organism: Lagopus muta (rock ptarmigan)
Lineage: Eukaryota; Metazoa; Chordata; Aves; Galliformes; Phasianidae
Exons: 2
Coding region: 501-1208 (235 amino acids)
Source: RefSeq, a predicted model, not a curated record